CGCAUCUUUGCUCCAGUUCCCUCACUGCGAGACCAGCAGCACGCUGAUAAACACUCGCGAGCCACGCGAUUUAAAGCUCUGCGACAUAAACUCACCGCGUGCUGCAGCAAGUCUGACAUAUCUGAGAUAUUUUACAAGUUAGUGGAUUAUCGGAGUGACUGGAGAAGUUAUGCUAUUUUCCCGGACCAUCGCAACAGUUUAAAAAUGAAUCCUCAUUGCGCACGCUGUGGGAAAAUAGUCUACGCAACAGAGAAAGUGAACUGCCUGGACAAGUAUUGGCACAAAGGAUGCUUCCAUUGUGAGGUGUGUAAAAUGACUCUCAACAUGAACAGCUACAAGGGAUAUGAGAAGAAGCCCUACUGCAACGCGCACUAUCCAAAACAGACCUUUACAAUUGUGACAGACACCCCAGAGAACCUACGACUGAGACAGCAAAGCGAGCUCCAAAGUCAGGUCAAAUACAGGAAGGAUUUUGAACAGAGUAAGGGUCGGGGCCUCAAAUUUGUCUUGGAUACUCCAGAGCUACAGAGACUGAGAAAGGCCCAGGAUCAGAUCAGUAAUGUAAAGUAUCAUAAGGAUUUUGAGGUGUCAGGUUUGCAUGGGGUCACUCAGGGAACGCGUGGGAAGUACCUGGUACAGGCUCAGAUGACACCUAACCAUGAGACGGUGGGGAACAGCACACACACGGGGGUUCAUCAGUACAUCAUGGAGAUGGAUCGAAGACCUGGCGUUAUUGUGGCACCUGUUCUCCCUGGUGCAUACUAUCCCAGUGGCCACAGCCAUGGGCACAGCUACAUGCAUCAGACAAGCAUGCAUUCACUGAGGUCAAUGCAGCUGAAGUCACAACACAUUAGCAUGACUGUGUACAGGGCCCUGUAUGACUACACGGCGCAGGAUUACGAUGAAGUGUCGUUCCGGGACGGUGACAUCAUUCAGAACGUGCAGCCGAUCGAUGAAGGCUGGAUGUAUGGAACGGUACAGAGAACGGCGAGGUCGGGUAUGCUGCCUGCUAACUAUGUAGAGGGCAUUCGCUAGUUGUCUCUCUGAGCCUCAAAUCAAAUACUAUAUCUGAAUGGUCACAGGAACAGCUCUUUUUUAAUAGUGCAAACUGUCCCACUUUGUAAGUGUUUAUAAUGUUACAUUUCUUAUUUUGUUACUCUGAACGUCCAGUCUAAGUGAAUGUACACGACUGU
Molecule: messenger RNA, 1193 nt
Organism: Sinocyclocheilus grahami
Lineage: Eukaryota; Metazoa; Chordata; Actinopteri; Cypriniformes; Cyprinidae
Product: LIM zinc-binding domain-containing Nebulette
Exons: 7
Coding region: 205-1035 (276 amino acids)
Cellular component (GO): focal adhesion
Molecular function (GO): actin filament binding
Source: RefSeq, a predicted model, not a curated record